Exserohilum turcica Et28A is the source of this 3101-nucleotide messenger RNA. RefSeq lists its product as uncharacterized. The transcript is spliced from 8 exons. The record is from RefSeq and is a predicted model, not a curated record. Gene Ontology annotation, cellular component: protein phosphatase 4 complex; nucleoplasm. Lineage: Eukaryota; Fungi; Ascomycota; Dothideomycetes; Pleosporales; Pleosporaceae. The coding region runs from base 124 to 2685 and encodes 853 amino acids. Gene Ontology annotation, biological process: DNA damage response; protein dephosphorylation. Gene Ontology annotation, molecular function: protein phosphatase activator activity.
CGACGCCCGCACCCCUCUGCCGCCAAUUACCCACGCCGCACUGCGCAAGCCCUCGCGACCGCGCGCCUCGCUCCGGAGGGUCCCCUGCCCUAGCCGGAGACUGUCGACACGCCGCCGCCGGUUAUGGCAAACGUCACGCCGCCACCUGCGAGCGAACGAAAGCGCGUCAAAGUCUACGAGCUCAAGAACAAUGACUGGUUCGACCGAGGCACUGGCUUCUGCAAGGGCGUCGUAGCAAGCCAGGAGGAAGCGAGAAUCGUAGUCCUGUCCGAGGAAGACCAGUCGCGACAGCUGCUUGAAACGCGCAUCUCCAAGGAUGACGGCUAUCAGAAGCAGCAGGACACCCUCAUCGUGUGGACCGAGCAAAAUGGCACCGACAUGGCCCUCAGCUUCCAGGAACCCGAGGGCUGUGCUAGCAUAUGGGACUUUGUCAACGAAGUGCAAUCACGACUGCAGGCACUAGCUCAGGACGAUGGUCUCUCAGACGAUUUGGACCCCAUUAGCCCCAUCCUGCUCCCCAACCCAGAUCUCAGCAACCUUCACGAAAUUGAGAAUCACAUGCGCGCUGCAAACUCGACCCCAGGCGGCCGAGAAGCCCUGGCCAAGUUCAUACUGGCCCAGGACUACAUACCGAAGCUGAUUCCGCUCGUCGACAUGGCCGAGGACCUCGAAAGCGUAUCGGAUCUCCACCGGCUGUGCAGCAUCAUGAAGAUGCUUAUUCUGCUCAACGACACCGCCAUUAUCGAAUACGUUGUGACGGACCCUGUGGUUCUGGGUGUCGUUGGGGCGCUAGAGUACGACCCGGACUUUCCCCUGCAUAAAGCCAACCACCGGCAGUACCUCGACGACGAGUCCAAGUUCAAAGAGGUGGUCAGGAUCGAAGACGACAACAUCAAGCGCAAAAUCCACUACACAUAUCGCCUGCAGUACCUCAAGGAUGUUGUUCUCGCGCGCAUCCUCGACGACCCCACCUUCAGCGUUCUCAACUCUCUCAUAUUCUUCCACCAAGUCGACAUUGUCCAACACCUCCAAGCAAACGUUCCUUUCCUCAAAGAGCUCUUUGGCAUCUUUUCGCCCAAGGAGCAAAAUCUGUCACGGAAAAAGGACGCCGUCUUGUUCAUUCAACAAUGCUGCGCCAUUGCGAAGAGCCUGCAGGCAAAUGUGAGGGCGCAGCUCUACCAAAACUUCAUCAGCAGCGGUCUGCUGGAAGUGAUACAAUUCGCGCUCAAGCACCAAGACGCUUCAGUCCGAGUGGCAGGAACGGACAUACUGGUGUCGUUGAUUGACCACGACGCUCUCAUGGUGCGAAGCUACAUUUUCAAGGCCAUUCAAGAAAAGACGAAGCCGCUCACAGACACCCUCAUUGAGCUGCUUCUGAUCGAGGUGGACUUGGGCGUCAAGGCGCAGAUGGCUGAUGCCAUCAAGAUCCUACUUGACCCCAAUGCGAAUUCGGCAUCGAUAGAAGCGCUUGGCCGAACCAACAGUGACUUCCUCGCCAAGAUGCGGGGACAGCUUCCGUCCAUACCUCAGACCGACUCGUUUAUUCAAAACUUUUACGACGAAUCCGCCCGGAAACUCUUCCAGCCGCUCAAGGACCUCGAGGGCCGGGAGUCGAUGGACGAUUUAUCCAUGCAAGAAGUGUCAUUAUACGCACACCUCGUCGAGGUUCUGUGUUUCUUUAUCCGCCAGCAUUCCUUCCGCAGCAAAUACUUUAUCCUCUCUGAAGGCUUGGCGGUACGGGUGGCCCAGCUCAUGAGCUGUCCUGAGAAGCAUCUGAAACUCACUGCACUCAAGUAUUUCCGUACUGUGCUCGGCUUCCACGACGAAACACAUAACCGCCAAAUCAUCCAGCAUGAACUUUUUGACCCGAUUCUGAAGAUUCUAUUCGAUACAAUGCCACGCGACAACCUCCUCAACUCGGCAUGCCUGGAGCUCUUUGAAUUCAUCCGACGCGAGAACAUCAAGAUGAUUGUACAACAUCUGGUCGAGAAGUACAGAGACAAGCUGCAAGGCAUCACCUAUGUCGACACGUUCCAGAACCUGAUCCUCAAAUACGACCAGAACCAUGAGCCAGUGACGACGCAGGAGCUCGACAAUUCCUUUACAAGCGUGGACAGCGACACUUCUGUGCGACAUCCCGCAAACAUCAACGGUGGCAAGUGGGGUCAAGGCUUGAAAGAUGUGGAUGCGGACGAAGAGGCGUACUUCAAUACAUCGGACGACGAGGAUGAACAGCUUACCGCCGCGGGCAAGCUCUGCAUGAACGGAGCGUCGCCAGUGCGACCGCUCGUCAACUAUCCCGAUGACGAUGCGGACGAUGCAGACAUGGACGAUCUCGCGACGGUAUCAUCAGCCUCUGCCCCCAAGAUGCCGACGGCAACACAAACUCCAGAGGACACGACUACAUCGCCCAAGACGACUUCGGCAGGAUCACCGCCUGAACGGAUAUCGGAAAAGCGCCGCAGAGAGGAGGACGAAGAGGACGAGCUCCUCGCAAGCAUCUCGACAUCUGCGGGACCCAAGCGCCGCGCCUCGACGUCGAGCAACGCAAGCUCUGGAAGCCUGAGGAAUCUGCGCCGCAAGUCGCCCAAUGUAAACUCGGGCAAGGAUGGCGGCGGGACACCCAAGAAGAUAUCACUGUCGAUACCACUCAAGAGCAGUGUGGAGGGGGGCGAGAGCGAAUAGGAUUGCAUGCCCCCUCCCAGACGAAGAUGAGCAUGUGGGCAUGUGGAGGAGCUUGACGUAUUUGUGUUCCGCGGCGCGCUUUGAGCAAUCGUAAAAAGAUACCCAUUGAGAAGGCGGCGAGACACAGAUGACGUUGUAUGAAACGGGUUACGCGGGAUUUUUACUUAUUCAUGCAAAUAUGUUUGACUGGGUAGCGGCAUUGCGAAGGUGUAAUUGUCUAGGCGUUCAGUAUGUGUGUCGUCGCCGGUGGCGGCGGGCGGAACAGGUUGGGAACCGGGCACGAUGGGAUGAUGCGCGCUGUGUAUGUGUCGGCCUGUCACCGUGCGUUUUUUCGGGGUUGGAUUUUGUGUGCAUGACCAAGGGCCUUGCCGCCUGUGUAUUUAUACCUCUGCGUCUUCGUACGGGAAUGUCAAGUC